Schistocerca nitens (vagrant locust) is the source of this 1198-nucleotide messenger RNA. Its product is annotated as aldo-keto reductase family 1 member B1-like. The coding region runs from base 85 to 1032 and encodes 315 amino acids. Gene Ontology annotation, cellular component: cytosol. The transcript has 7 exons. The record is from RefSeq and is a predicted model, not a curated record. NCBI's taxonomy places the organism in Eukaryota, Metazoa, Arthropoda, Insecta, Orthoptera, Acrididae. Gene Ontology annotation, molecular function: aldose reductase (NADPH) activity.
AUAUUAGUCUAUAUUAGCGCACCGUUUGGCACCUGCCAGCAACAACUGCUCUGUCAGUCACACGUCUUCCGCCUCUCCACAGCCAUGCCUUCGUUCGCACCUACUGUGAAGCUCAACAACGGGAGGAGCAUGCCGGCUUUCGGACUCGGCACCUGGCAGGCAACUCCAGGAGAAGUCAGGGAGGCAGUUAAACACGCAAUCGACGUCGGUUAUCGCCAUAUCGACACCGCUGCUGUGUACCGCAACGAGUCAGAAGUGGGCGAAGCACUGCAGGAGAAAAUUAAGGAAGGGGCAGCCAAGCGGGAAGAGGUGUUUGUCACCAGCAAGUUGUGGAACACCUGUCAUAGACCAGACUUGGUUGUGCCAACCUGUAAGAAGACAUUAGCAGAUCUUAAGCUAGAUUAUGUUGAUCUUUAUCUUGUACACUGGCCAUUUUCAUACAAGGAAGGGGAUGAUUUUUACCCCUCAGAGAAUGGUAUUGCAAUUACUACUGACAUUGACUAUCUGGAUACAUGGAAACAAAUGGAAGAGUGUGUUAAUUUAGGACUAGCAAAAAGCAUUGGUGUAUCCAACUUCAACAGUAAGCAGCUCAGCAGAUUGCUUGAAGCAGCUACCAUCAAGCCAGUUACAAAUCAGAUUGAAUGUCAUCCUUAUCUUAACCAGAAGAAACUAAUUGAUUUCUGCAAGCAGAGGGACAUAGUGAUAACUGCUUACAGUCCACUUGCGAAUCCAUCUAUGACAAUGCCAGGAGGGGGAGUGCCAUUAUUGGAAAACCCAAAGAUGAAGUUACUUGCUGCCAAGUAUAGGAAGACAGUGGCUCAAGUUGUUCUUAGAUAUGUGUACCAGCUAGGCACAGUUCCAAUCCCAAAGUCCUUUAACAAGAAGAGGAUUGAGGAAAACAUACAGAUAUUUGAUUUUGAGCUCAGUAAUGAUGAUAUGACCUACAUAAAUACAUUUAACAAAAACUACAGGGUGUUUCCAUUUACUGAGGCAAAAGCUUCUAAAUAUUAUCCAUUUCACGAUGAAUUUUGAGGCACCACACAAGAUGUACAUGAAUGUUGAAAAAAUUGUCAGAAGAGACUAUAAGAGCACUACAGAUUUAUUUUUGUGCUAUUUUAUAUUUAACCAUCCUGUAGUAGGCACUAUGUACCACACAACUGUGAUAUUUCUGUAAAUAUACUCUUUCAAUCAAAGCUAA